UCCAAGUACUAAUUGGACAUACUUUUCCAUUGCAGGUCAGACACAUUCUAUGUGAAAAACAUGGCAAAAUCAUGGAAGCCAUGGAAAAGUUAAAGUCUGGAAUGAGAUUCAGUGAAGUGGCCUCACAAUAUAGUGAAGAUAAAGCCAGGCAAGGGGGUGACUUGGGUUGGAUGACCAGAGGGUCCAUGGUGGGACCAUUUCAAGAAGCAGCAUUUGCCUUGCCUGUAAGUGGAAUGGAAAAGCCUGUGUUUACGGACCCACCAGUUAAAACAAAAUUUGGAUAUCAUAUUAUUAUGGUUGAAGGGAGAAAAUAAAAUCCUAUGAAAGACU
This is a messenger RNA of Psammomys obesus (fat sand rat), 330 nucleotides long. Its product is annotated as peptidyl-prolyl cis-trans isomerase NIMA-interacting 4-like. Bases 72 to 314 code for a protein of 80 amino acids. The transcript has 2 exons. The record is from RefSeq and is a predicted model, not a curated record. NCBI's taxonomy places the organism in Eukaryota, Metazoa, Chordata, Mammalia, Rodentia, Muridae. Gene Ontology annotation, molecular function: peptidyl-prolyl cis-trans isomerase activity; DNA binding. Gene Ontology annotation, biological process: rRNA processing.